GGAGAUGGGUAUAGGCAGUUUGCAGCGGGGCCCGAGCCGUAAAAGAUGGGGAGAAGGUGGAAUCAGAGGCUGGUUCAGCACGAGGAAGCUAGCAGCAAAGACUCAGGAAUGGAAGAAAGACUUCACCCUGUCGCAGGGGAAAGAUGCCCCCGCGGGGCAGAGCGAGGAGCACUCGGAGCGCGGGCACUGGUCCAGCAAGACGGACUAUCUGCUGUCCAUGUUGGGCUACGCGGUGGGGCUGGGCAGCAUCUGGCGGUUCCCCUACCUCACGUACAAGAACGGAGGCGGUGCCUUUCUAAUACCCUACGCAGCUAUGCUGGCAUUAGCUGGUUUACCUUUAUUUUUUUUGGAAUGUUCCCUGGGGCAGUUUGCCAGUUUGGGGCCAGUUUCUGUGUGGAGAAUAUUACCAAUUUUACAAGGAGUGGGAAUCACGAUGGUCAUCAUCACCACCUUGGUGACGGUCUAUUACAAUGUUAUCAUUGCCUAUGCUCUCUACUAUCUGUUUGCCUCCUUCCAAAGUGUACUGCCAUGGUCGGACUGCUUUGCGUGGGCAGAUGAAAAUUGCAGCACAACACCUGUAGUGAGUGAUUGCAAUACGACCUUACCAAACGGGAUAGUCAUUCACACAAACUACUCGUACGUCACCAGCAACAAUCUAACCUGUCUCAAUGGCAGCUUAACGUAUAAACAAGUGCAACUUCCCAGUGAGCAGUACUGGAAUAAAGUGGCCCUUCGGCGCUCCAGCGGGCUGGACGAGACGGGUGAAAUUGUCUGGUACUUGGCCCUCUGCCUGCUCCUAUCCUGGCUGAUAGUCGGAGCUGCAUUAUUUAAAGGGAUAAAAUCUUCAGGAAAGGUUGUUUAUUUCACAGCUCUCUUUCCAUAUGUUGUCCUCGUUAUCCUGCUUGUGCGAGGUGCCACCCUGGAAGGGGCUCGGAAUGGCAUUGAGUAUUACAUUGGAACACAGUCCAAUUUCACAAAGCUGAUGGAGGCAGAGGUUUGGAAAGAUGCAGCUGCUCAGAUAUUCUUCUCCCUGUCGGUGGCCCUCGGGGGCCUGGUCGCUCUCUCCUCUUACAAUAAGUUCCAUAACAACUGCUAUUCCGAUGCCAUUGUCGUUUGUUUAGUAAACUGCCUCACCAGCGCGUUUGCGGGAUUUGCGAUCUUCUCCGUUUUGGGACAUAUGGCUUUCCUGGCAGACAGGCCCGUCUCUGAAGUUGUAGACUCAGGGUUUGAUUUGGCAUUUGUUGCCUAUCCAUCAGCUCUCUCCAAACUACCAGUCGCCCCUCUUUGGUCCUUUUUAUUUUUUUUCAUGCUUUUACUGUUGGGACUUGCCCCUCAGUUUGCUUCCAUAGAAACAGUGGCAACCAACGUACAAGAUAUAUACCCCAAGAUGAUGAAAAAGAUGAGGGUUCCUGUAACCCUGGGAUUAUGCAUGCUGCUGUUUUUUCUUGGUCUCAUCUGUGUCACUCAGGCAGGAAUUUACUGGGUUAAACUAGUGGAUCAUUUCUGUGCUGGAUGGGGGAUCCUUUUUGCAGCGGUCCUGGAAAUAAUAGGCAUUAGCUGGAUUUAUGGAGGAAACCGAUUUAUCCAAGACAUUGAAAUGAUGAUUGGCAAGAAGAGCUGGUGGUUCUGGCUGUGGUGGAGAGCAUGCUGGUUCUUCGUUACGCCUGUUCUCUUGUGUGUGAUUUUAUGCUGGUCUUUGGUCACAUUUUCGCCUCCCAAGUACGGCUCAGUCGAAUACCCUGCGUGGGGAUCGGCCGUGGGCUGGUGCAUGAUUGUCUUCUGCAUCAUCUGGAUUCCCAUUGUUGCGAUUGUAAAAAUAGUAAAAGCGCAAGGAAACCUGUGGCAGCGUAUUGUGAGCUGCUGCCGGCCGGCUGCUAACUGGGGUCCCUCUCUGGAAUGUCAUCGAGGAGAAAGGUACAGCCACAUGGUAGAUCCCCACAAGGAAACAGACCAGGAGAUCCCCACCGUGGAUGGCUUCGUGCACAAGCUGGAAUGAGACGCCUGCCCCGGGCUGCAUUAUUUUUAACACAGAUGUAUUUUCUUUUUGUUUAAUGUUGGAAAAUAGUGAUCCACACUAUUGAGAGCUGCACUAUUUAUUGUUAGCUCUGCCUUACAGGGGGAGCAGGUCAUG
Mauremys mutica (yellowpond turtle) is the source of this 2131-nucleotide messenger RNA. Its product is annotated as sodium- and chloride-dependent neutral and basic amino acid transporter B(0+)-like. Gene Ontology annotation, cellular component: membrane. The transcript is spliced from 14 exons. Gene Ontology annotation, biological process: sodium ion transmembrane transport. Gene Ontology annotation, molecular function: L-proline transmembrane transporter activity. Bases 5 to 1996 code for a protein of 663 amino acids. The record is from RefSeq and is a predicted model, not a curated record. Lineage: Eukaryota; Metazoa; Chordata; Testudines; Geoemydidae.